This is a messenger RNA of Sycon ciliatum, 558 nucleotides long. RefSeq lists its product as uncharacterized. The record is from RefSeq and is a predicted model, not a curated record. NCBI's taxonomy places the organism in Eukaryota, Metazoa, Porifera, Calcarea, Leucosolenida, Sycettidae. The coding region runs from base 1 to 558 and encodes 185 amino acids. The transcript has a single exon.
AUGCACCGGGAGCUACGCACUCGGCUGUCGCUGGUUCAACCCAGUGUCCAGGCAUCUGUUGCUAAGAAACAGACAGCUCAGCGUAGUGCAAGAUCAGCGAACCGUGAGCGCACGUUUGCUGUGGAUGACACCGUCAUGGUACGUGACUACCGCACCAACGCACCACACCCGUGGAUUCAGGGCACAGUGCAAGCGGAAAACGGCUCCCGCCACUAUACAGUGGAAGUUGGCCCAGACCAGCAAUGGAGGCGCCAUGUUGAACAGCUCCGGUCAGCCGACUCCGCUCCGCAAUCAUCCGUACCGAUGAACACAGCGCCUUUGCCGUCCGUGGCAGAACCGGAUCACAGUUGGUGCUUUCCGACUGCUCAUUCGCCAGCUAGUGUUCCGACACCACCCAGUGUCCAAGCCGCUGCUACUCCAACACCUCCGCCUGCGCAAACACCAGUAGCAGCAACUACGGCAACGCAGCAGGUCCAGUCGCCGCUGGCACAAGAUACGACUGAACCCCGCCGUAACCCGCCGAGAGCCCGAGUCCUGCCGGCUCGCCUGAGAGACUGA